Molecule: messenger RNA, 8904 nt
Organism: Triplophysa rosa
Lineage: Eukaryota; Metazoa; Chordata; Actinopteri; Cypriniformes; Nemacheilidae
Product: deleted in malignant brain tumors 1 protein-like
Exons: 51
Coding region: 64-8286 (2740 amino acids)
Cellular component (GO): membrane
Source: RefSeq, a predicted model, not a curated record
AGUGGAGAACUUUACACGGACUUCUCAUUAUUCUCAAUCAGACUGUGUGUACAGUAGAGGAUUAUGGAGAUCUGUCUCACACUCACUUUACUGUCCUCUGUAGUAAUGACCAUCACUGCUGAUCUGAAUGUGAGGUUGGUGAAUGGUGACAGUCUUUGUGCUGGUCGAGUUGAGGUUCUUCAUAGUCGUCAGUGGGGAACAGUUUGUAAAGAUGACUGGGAUAUGACAGAUGCUGCAGUGGUGUGUAGAGAGGUGGGCUGUGGAAAGGCUGUGAGUACUGCUCAAUUUGGAUCAGGAUCAGGACCAAUCUGGAUGGAUGAUGUGAGCUGUAGUGGAUCAGAGUCUACACUGAAGAACUGUGGAUCAAGAGGAUGGGGUGUUCAUAACUGUGAUCAUGAUGAAGAUGCUGGAGUCAAAUGCUCAGGUACCAUCAACUACGGAUGGUCAAGACUUGUUGCAGGUUCUCAUUUGUGUUCUGGGAGAGUGGAGCUGCUUCUUGAAGGUGGUUGGGGUACAGUGUGUGAUGCUGCGUUUGAUGAUCAGGAUGCAGAGGUUGUGUGUAGAGAGCUGAACUGUGGGGUUCCUGUACAGCUGCUGGGAGCAGAUGCUUUUGGUGAAGGAGAGGGACACGUGUGGUCACAAGACAUUCAAUGUAGAGGAAAUGAAUCAGUCAUUCGAUUUUGUCCAUCAUCAACGUUGCAUGAAAUAAACUGCACGCAUGACAACGAUGUGGGACUCAUAUGUUCUGGUUACUCUGACUUCAGACUGGUGAACGGCUCUGAUGUCUGUUCUGGUCGAGUUGAGCUUCAGUAUUUCACAGAGUGGGGCACAGUGUGUGAUGGGUGCAUGAAUAUGAGAGCUGCCAGUGUUGUCUGCAGACAGAUGAAUUGUGGGAUUGCUGUGUCUGUUGUGGGAGUGGACUGGUUUGGAGAGGGAUCUGGUGAAAUCUGGGCUGAUGUGUUUGAAUGUCAGGGGAAUGAAACACAACUCUCACAAUGUUCAAUCUCUUCAUGGAGUCGAGCUGAAUACUCUCAUGAACAAGAUGUUGGAGUCAUUUGUUCUAGUGAGUCAACUUCACUCUCUCAUUCAUAUCUGGCUCUUCAUGAUGGAACAGUGCUGUUGUCUGAAGAGAGAGAGUGUGGGGGGGAGGAGGCAGUCACCUGCCAAGAUCACAGGUCCAUCAGGUUGGUGGGUUCUGGUGGAGAUUGUGCAGGGAGGCUGGAGGUUUUUCACAAAGGCUCAUGGGGGACAGUGUGUGAUGACUCCUGGGAUAUUAAAGAUGCUCAUGUGGUGUGCAGACAGCUGCAGUGUGGAGUGGCUCUCAGUGAUCAGCCAGUACCAGCCUGGUUUGGUCCUGGUUCUGGACACAUAUGGCUGGAUGAUGUGAACUGUGAGGGGAAUGAGACGUCUCUGUGGAACUGCUCUUCACGGGUCUGGGGAGAUCAUGACUGUAAACACAAGGAGGAUGUAGGAGUCGUGUGCUCAGAGUUUAAAAAGAUCAGGUUAAGUGAAGGCUGUGAAGGGAAUGUGGAGGUUUUCUACAAUGGAUCCUGGGGUAAUGUGUGCUGGAAUCAGAUGGACAGAGACACAGCGAGUCUGAUCUGUCAAGAGCUGAACUGUGGAAGAUCUGCCAGUGAACUUAUUUCUUCAAAUGGAUUGAAGACUCAAAACUGGUUGGAUUAUUUUAAAUGUCGAUCACAUGAUUCCACCUUAUGGCAGUGUCCAUCUUCACCCUGGGGACAGAAUAACUGUGAUGAAGAUGAAGCGGCCAAAAUUACCUGCUCUGUCUCAAAGGAGGUGAUUCGGGAUGUUCCUCGGAGUCGACUGACAUGUUUUACCUCACCAUCUCCUUACCAGAGACAAUGUUCAAGUCAUGUUCCUCUCAGACUGAGUGGAGGUAAAGGCAGGUGUUCUGGGAGGCUGGAGGUGUAUCAUAACUCUGAGUGGGGUUCAGUCUGUGAUGAUCUGUGGGACAUCAGAGAUGCUCAGGUGGUCUGCAGGCAGCUGGGUUGUGGAGCAGCAUUGAGUGCUGAUGGGAAUGAAGCGUUUGGUGCUGGUGAAGAUGUUGUGUGGCUGAACAGAGUCGAGUGCAGAGGGACUGAGAUUCACCUGUGGGACUGUCCUCACGUCCUGAAUAACCACACUGACUGCUCACGCAAAGAACACGUUAGACUCAUCUGUGCAGAUUUGUCUGUGUCCACAACAACAACAGCUUCUCCUUCAGUUUCUCAGACUAGCAGGAGAGCAGUGCCAUCAACAACAGUGACUCCUCCUCAAACUCCUCCAGCAGCGUCUCUCUUCAUUCCUCCAGUGGUUGUGAUUGUUCUGGGAGUUUUGCUCUUACUGCUCUUAGUGCCGCUGCUGAUACUGAUUCAACACAACAGAGUGAUGAGGAGAGCUCUCUCUAAGAGGAGACACUGGACUCAGACUGAAGCAGUUUAUGAAGAGAUUGAGCACAGACACAAACACAAACACUUUAGUCAGAGAGGGAGUCUCAUGUCUGAAGAACAGUAUUCUGGGUAUGAAGAUGUUGAAGAUGACUUUCUCUCAGAUAAAAAAUAUAAUAUUGAAUAUUAUGAUGAUGUCAUCAAUGGCAGUGACCUGAAAGAAGAGAUGGUGAAAAAAGUCCCAGCAGAAUACUAUGAUGAUGUCAUCACUGAUGGAUUAAAAGCGGACAGUGAGACAGAAAACACACUAGAGAAGUAUGAUGAUGUCAUCACAGGACAGAACUAUGAUCUUGAAAAAGGAGUUCACGAGGAGUAUGAUGAUGUGAAGAAUGACAGAGAAGAUGUGACAAACCUGUUGGUAAUGACCAUCACUGCUGAUGUGAAUGUGAGGUUGGUGAAUGGUGACAGUUCUUGUGCUGGUAGAGUGGAGGUUCUUCAUGAUGGUCAGUGGGGAACAGUGUGUCAUUAUGGCAGUUGGGAUAUGAAAGCUGCUGCAGUGGUGUGUAGAGAGCUGGGUUGUGGAAAUGCUGUACAGGCUCCGGUUGGUGCUUACUUUGGACAAGGAUCAGUACCAAUAAAAAUGGCUCGUGUGCAGUGUAGUGGGUCUGAGUCUACACUGAAGAACUGUAGAUCAGCGAACUCGGUUAUUAAAUACUGUUCUCAUGCUGCUGAUGUUGGAGUCACCUGCUCAGGCGCCUCAAGACUUGUUGCUGGUUCUCAUUUGUGCUCUGGGAGAGUAGAGAUGUAUUUUGGAGGAAGAUGGGGCACAGUGUGUGAUGCUGCGUUUGAUGAUCAGGAUGCAGAGGUUGUGUGUAGAGAGCUGAACUGUGGGGUUCCUGUACAGCUGUUGGGAGCAGAUGCUUUUGGUGAAGGAGAGGGACCCGUGUGGACACAAGACAUUCAGUGUAGAGGAAAUGAGUUGUCAAUUCGACACUGUUCAUCAUCGCCUUCACACGAUGUAAACUCCAACCACGAUACUGACGUGGGACUGAUAUGUUCCGGUUACACUGACCUCAGACUAGUGAACGGCUCUGAUAUCUGUUCUGGUCGAGUAGAAAGUCGGUAUUUGACUGAGUGGAGAAGAGUGUGUGAUGGGUGCAUGAAUAUGAGAGCUGCCAGUGUUGUCUGCAGACAGAUGAAUUGUGGGAUUGCUGUGUCUGUUGUGGGAGUGGACUGGUUUGGAGAGGGAUCUGGUGAAAUCUGGGCUGAUGUGUUUGAUUGUCAGGGGAAUGAAACACAACUCUCACAAUGUUCAAUCUCUUCAUGGAGUCGAGCUGAAUACUCUCAUGAACAAGAUGUUGGAGUCAUUUGUUCUAAUUCAUAUCUGGCUCUUCAUGAUGGAACAGUGCUGUUGUCUGAAGAGAGAGAGUGUGGGGGGGAGGAGGCAGUCACCUGCCAAGAUCACAGGUCCAUCAGGUUGGUGGGUUCUGGUGGAGAUUGUGCAGGGAGGCUGGAGGUUUUUCACAAAGGCUCAUGGGGGACAGUGUGUGAUGACUCCUGGGAUAUUAAAGAUGCUCAUGUGGUGUGCAGACAGCUGCAGUGUGGAGUGGCUCUCAGUGGUCAGCCAGUACCAGCCUGGUUUGGUCCUGGUUCUGGACCCAUAUGGCUGGAUGAUGUGAACUGUGAGGGGAAUGAGACGUCUCUGUGGAACUGCUCUUCACGGGUCUGGGGAGAUCAUGACUGUAAACACAAGGAGGAUGUAGGAGUCGUGUGCUCAGAGUUUAAAGAGAUCAGGUUAAGUGAAGGCUGUGAAGGGAAUGUGGAGGUUUUCUACAAUGGAUCCUGGGGUAAUGUUUGCCAGAACCAAAUGGACAAAGACACAGCGAGUCUGAUCUGUCAAGAGCUGAACUGUGGAAGAUCUGCCAAUGAACUUAUUUCUUCAGAUGGAUUGAAGACUCAAAACUGGUUGGAUUAUUUUAAAUGUCGAUCACAUGAUUCCACCUUUUGGCAGUGUCCAUCUUCACCCUGGGGACAGAAUGACUGUGAUGAAGGUGAAGCGGCCAAAAUUACGUGCUCUGUCUCAAAGGAGGUGAUUCGGGAUGUUCCUCGGAGUCGACUGACAUGUUCUACCUCACCAUCUCCUUACCAGAGACAAUGUUCAAGUCAUGUUCCUCUCAGACUGAGUGGAGGUAAAGGCAGGUGUUCUGGGAGGCUGGAGGUGUAUCAUAACUCUGAGUGGGGUUCAGUCUGUGAUGAUCUGUGGGACAUCAGAGAUGCUCAGGUGGUCUGCAGGCAGCUGGGUUGUGGAGCAGCAUUGAGUGCUGAUGGGAAUGAAGCGUUUGGUGCUGGUGAAGGUGUUGUGUGGCUGAACAGAGUCGAGUGCAGAGGGACUGAGAUUCACCUGUGGGACUGUCCUCACAUCCUGAAUAAACACACUGACUGCUCACACAAAGAACGUGUUGGACUCAUCUGUGCAGAUUUGUCUGUGUCCACCACUGCUACAACAACAACAACUCAAUCUCAGACUAACAAGAGCCCAGUGACUUCUCAAACUCCUCCAGCAGCGUCUCUCUUCAUUCCUCCAGUGGUUGUGAUUGUUCUGGGAGUUUUGCUCUUACUGCUCUUAGUGCCGCUGCUGAUACUGAUUCAACACAACAGAGUGAUGAGGAGAGCUCUCUCUAAGAGGAGACACUGGACUCAGACUGAAGCAGUUUAUGAAGAGAUUGAGCACAGACACAAACACAAACACUUUAGUCAGAGAGGAAGUCUCAUGUCUGAAGAACAGUAUUCUGGGUAUGAAGAUGUUGAAGAUGACUUUCUCUCAGAUAAAAAAUAUAAUAUUGAAUAUUAUGAUGAUGUCAUCAAUGGCAGUGACCCGAAAGAAGAGAUGGUGAAAAAAGUCCCAGCAGAAUACUAUGAUGAUGUCAUCACUGAUGGAUUAAAAGCGGACAGUGAGACAGAAAACACACUGGAGAAGUAUGAUGAUGUCAUCACGGGACAGAACUUUGAUCUUGAAAAAGAGAAUUAUGAUGACGUCAUUAACGGACAGAACUUUCAAGAUCUAAUAGGAGUUCACGAGGAGUAUGAUGAUGUGAAGAAUGACAGAGAAGAUGUGACAAACCUGUUGGACUAUGACGAUGUGGGGGAGGAGUCACUCAAUGUGGGACAGGCUGUAUAUGUGAAUGUGAGGUUGGUGAAUGGUGACAGUCGUUGUGCUGGUAGAGUGGAGGUUCUUCAUGAUGGUCAGUGGGGAACAGUGUGUGAUUAUGACAGUUGGGAUCUGACAGCUGCUGCAGUGGUGUGUAGAGAGCUGGGCUGUGGAGAGGCUGUUGAUGUUGCUCGCUUUGGACCAGGAUCAGGACCAAUAAAAAUGGCUGCUGUGCAGUGUAGUGGGUCUGAGUCUACACUGAAUAACUGUGGAUCAUAUAACUCGGCUAUUAAAUACUGUUCUCAUGCUGAUGAUGUUGGAGUCACCUGCUCAGGCACCUCAAGACUUGUUGCUGGUUCUCAUUUGUGCUCUGGGAGAGUAGAGAUGUAUUUUGGAGGAAGAUGGGGCACAGUGUGUGAUGCUGCGUUUGAUGAUCAGGAUGCAGAGGUUGUGUGUAGAGAGCUGAACUGUGGGGUUCCUGUACAGCUGUUGGGAGCAGAUGCUUUUGGUGAAGGAGAGGGACCCGUGUGGACACAAGACAUUCAGUGUAGAGGAAACGAGUUGUCAAUUCAACACUGUUCAUCAUCACCUUCACAUGAAGUAAACUCCAACCACGAUAAUGACGUGGGACUGAUAUGUUCCGGUUACACUGACUUCAGACUGGUGAACGGCUCUGAUAUCUGCUCUGGUCGAGUUGAGCGUCAGUAUUUCACCGAGUGGGGCACAGUGUGUGAUGGGUGCAUGAAUAUGAGAGCUGCCAGUGUUGUCUGCAGACAGAUGAAUUGUGGGAUUGCUGUGUCUGUUGUGGGAGUGGACUGGUUUGGAGAGGGAUCUGGUGAAAUCUGGGCUGAUGUGUUUGAUUGUCAGGGGAAUGAAACACAACUCUCACAAUGUUCAAUCUCUUCAUGGAGUCGAGCUGAAUACUCUCAUGAACAAGAUGUUGGAGUCAUUUGUUCUAAUUCAUAUCUGGCUCUUCAUGAUGGAACAGUGCUGUUGUCUGGAGAGAGAGAGUGUGGGGGGGAGGAGGCAGUCACCUGCCAAGAUCACAGGUCCAUCAGGUUGGUGGGUUCUGGUGGAGAUUGUGCAGGGAGGCUGGAGGUUUUUCACAAAGGCUCAUGGGGGACAGUGUGUGAUGACUCCUGGGAUAUUAAAGAUGCUCAUGUGGUGUGCAGACAGCUGCAGUGUGGAGUGGCUCUCAGUGGUCAGCCAGUACCAGCCUGGUUUGGUCCUGGUUCUGGACCCAUAUGGCUGGAUGAUGUGAACUGUGAGGGGAAUGAGACGUCUCUGUGGAACUGCUCUUCACGGGUCUGGGGAGAUCAUGACUGUAAGCACAAGGAGGAUGUAGGAGUCGUGUGCUCAGAGUUUAAAGAGAUCAGGUUAAGUGAAGGCUGUGAAGGGAAUGUGGAGGUUUUCUACAAUGGAUCCUGGGGUAAUGUUUGCUACAAUCAGUUGAACAGAGACACAGCGAGUCUGAUCUGUCAAGAGCUCAACUGUGGAAGAUCUGCCAGUGAACCCAGCUUUACAGAUGGACUGAGGUCUCGGAAUUGGCUGGAUUAUUUUAAAUGUAGAUCUCAUGACUCCACUGUAUGGCAGUGUCCAUCUUCACCCUGGGCACAGAAUGAUUGUGAAGGUGAAGCGGCCAAAAUUACCUGCUCUGUCUCAGAAGAGGUGGUUCAUAAUGUUCCCCGGAGUCGUCUGACAUGUUCUACCUCACCAUCACCUCACCAGAGACAAUGUUCAAGUCAUGUUCCUCUCAGACUGCGUGGAGGUAAAGGCAGGUGUUCUGGGAGGCUGGAGGUGUAUCAUAACUCUGAGUGGGGUUCAGUCUGUGAUGAUCUGUGGGACAUCAGAGAUGCUCAGGUGGUCUGCAGGCAGCUGGGUUGUGGAGCAGCAUUGAGUGCUGAUGGGAAUGAAGCGUUUGGUGCUGGUGAAGGUGUUGUGUGGCUGAACAGAGUCGAGUGCAGAGGGACUGAGAUUCACCUGUGGGACUGUCCUCACAUCCUCAAUAAACACACUGACUGCUCACACAAAGAACACGUUAGACUCAUCUGUGCAGAUUUGUCUGUGUCCACCACUGCUACAACAACAACAACUCAAUCUCAGACUAACAAGAGCCCAGUGACUUCUCAAACUCCUCCAGCAGCGUCUCUCUUCAUUCCUCCAGUGGUUGUUCUGGGAGUUUUGCUCUUACUGCUCUUAGUGCCGCUGCUGAUACUGAUUCAACACAACAGAGUGAUGAGGAGAGCUCUCUCUAAGAGGAGACACUGGACUCAGACUGAAGCAGUUUAUGAAGAGAUUGAGCACAGACACAAACACAAACACUUUAGUCAGAGAGGGAGUCUCAUGUCUGAAGAACAGUAUUCUGGGUAUGAAGAUGUUGAAGAUGACUUUCUCUCAGAUAAAAAAUAUAAUAUUGAAUAUUAUGAUGAUGUCAUCAAUGGCAGUGACCUGAAAGAAGAGAUGGUGAAAAAAGUCCCAGCAGAAUACUAUGAUGAUGUCAUCACUGAUGGAUUAAAAGCGGACAGUGAGACAGAAAACACACUGGAGAAGUAUGAUGAUGUCAUCACGGGACAGAACUUUGAUCUUGAAAAAGAGAAUUAUGAUGACGUCAUUAACGGACAGAACUUUCAAGAUCUAAUAGGAGUUCACGCGGAGUAUGAUGAUGUGAAGAAUGACAGAGAAGAUGUGACAAACCUGUUGGACUAUGACGAUGUGGGGGAGGAGUCACUCAAUGUGGGACAGGCUGUAUGACUCAAUGACCACACCCACUGUCUCAUGUCAUAAAAUCACAUUACCAGCAGCUUCAGGAGCUACGAGGAGUUUAAGUGAUCGAAUUUUAUCACUUAAACUACAGUGCCUUAUGUUUUUAUGAUAUUUCAAAUAUGUUUGUAUUGAAAAUCACAUGCUUUGCAAAUGUAGGAAAAAAUUGUCUUUAGUAUUUGAACUUUUAUUUUAUUAUUAAUGCUAUUUUAGACAAGAGCAUAAAUGAAAUGUCAAAUAGUUUCAUAUUGUACAGAAUAAUGGCUUUAGUUUUUAUCAUAUAAACUAAUGCUUCAACACUGCUCCUGCUGCACGAGCAUGUGCUGCUUCAAUGGGCUGUGUGAACGCUCUAACCUGUUAACAUGAGCGCGGAGAAAAACUAGAAAACAGUCACAUGUAGACAUUUCUGUUCCUUGUAUUGUAGAGACUCUGAGUUUUGUCUUUCAAGAAUUCCUACAAAGACAAGCACAAUAAAACAUACAUCAGCCUUUUGCCAAAAAUUGAAAGAGUAAAGUGUAUGUGCUUGACAUAAUGGCUUUUCUUUAAAUAAAUACCUUACGUGCAAAAACUAAUCUACUGGAUGUGAUUAUGUAAAUAGUACAUUUGUUC